CAGGUCACGGCCCCGCGAGGCGACCGCGGCCCCGCCGCACCGGAGCAGUACAGAGGCUGCGCCUAACACACGAAAAACCCUGAGAUAUGUAGACCUGUUUCAGAACCAGCCAGCUCUGAGGACCUGAUACAUAACGCUGUGCUGAAGACAAAGGAGGCAUGGAUGGGAAGAAAUGCAGUGUGUGGAUGUUUCUACCUCUUGUAUUCGCUUUGUUUACCUCAGCUGGGUUAUGGAUAGUAUACUUUAUAGCUGUGGAAGAUGACAAAAUUUUGCCACUGAAUUCAGCUGAAAGGAAACUGGGGGUGAAGCACGCGCCAUAUAUAAGUAUUGCAGGUGACGACCCCCCUGCAAGCUGUGUGUUCAGUCAGGUGAUGAACAUGGCGGCGUUCCUAGCCCUUGUGGUCGCUGUUCUGCGCUUCAUACAACUGAAACCAAAGGUUUUAAACCCGUGGCUGAACAUCAGUGGACUGGUGGCGCUGUGUCUGGCCUCCUUUGGAAUGACCUUACUUGGUAAUUUUCAGCUCACGAACGAUGAGGAAAUCCAUAACGUGGGGACGUCCUUGACCUUCGGCUUCGGCACACUGACCUGCUGGAUCCAGGCUGCCUUGACGCUCAAAGUCAACAUCAAGAACGAAGGCCGGAAGGUUGGAAUCCCGCGGGUCAUCCUCUCGGCCCUGAUCACGCUCUGUGUGGUCCUCUACUUCAUCCUCAUGGCCCAGGACAUCCACAUGUAUGCUGCCAGGGUGCAGUGGGGCCUGGCCAUGUGCUUCCUGUCCUAUUUCGGCACCCUGGCCGUGGAGUUCCGGCACUACCGCUACGAGAUUGUGUGCUCCGAGGCCCAGGAGAACUUCCUGAGCUUUUCGGAGAGCCUGUCGGAGGCUUCGGAGUACCAGACCGACCAGGUGUGAGCCCGGCCGAGCUGCCUUGCCGAGGAUGUGGGUGUGAUGGCGACAGGGGCCCGGGAGGACACACUCACAGGACUGGAUGCAGAACCAUACACACACACACAUACACACACAUGCACACACCUGCCAAAUGAGCUUUUCAGGGCAAGUUCUCUUCUUUCGAUGAAGUAGCCCAAGCCCUAAGGUGUUGAAAUCCACACUGUUAACACUGAAAAAAUAUAUGCACGACAGAGCCGGAAGCCGGAAGCUUGUGCAUGAUCACCCGUCUGUCUCUCCCUCUCCCAGUGUUCCCUGCUCUGCCCAUCCUCUUCACGUGUUUCAGACAUCCUGAGCACCCUGCCGUCCAGUAGGGCGUGAGUAACACUCGCGAGAGGCGAAUGACUGACUCCCGCCCUAGGCUGCCUUUCGUUCCCCAGGGCCUGGAGCUAGCGCGCAAGGAAGUUCUGGGUUUGGCAGGAAUACUCUUUGAGUGGCUCAUCGCGCGUCAUCUAGUUGGAUGGAUGCUCAGUGGAGAGAACGGGACGGUGACCCCGUGUAGCCGCACGAAGGCAUGACUUGGACUUUCCCACGAGUGCUCCCUUCAUCUCUGUCCUGUGGUCAGCCGUGUGGCCCCAGUGGCAGGAAAUGCCACCGACUGGGAGAGGGAAGUCCGCUGUUGUGAACUGGACUGAGAGCAAGAACAUCUCCAAAUGUGAAUAUUUGUUGGGACGUGGUCAGCUUGGCCUGGUGCAAAAUGGGAGUGGCGAGAUGGGGGGUGUGGUUUUUGCUUCCACGGUUUGCCAUGUACAGUUUCUGUUUUCUGUGUCACAGUUUACCUUUUUUCAUUUGUUUAAGUAACUGUCAUGAGUCUCCUUAGGCCCCGUGGACAGAGAUGCAGACCCAAGUGCAAGUCCACUUUGGGCUCAGCCAUGCUGAAAGAGGAAAAGAAAAAUGUCGCCUGCCCACUUUGCUGCUUUUAUGUUUGAGGCUUAGAAGAGUCCACAGAAAAGUGGCAACAAAAUAUGAAUAUGUAGACGUAGUAAGAAGAACUCAUGCUGGAUGCUUACAAGAAAUAGAAGUGCUUUAGGGCACUUGCUCUAACAUUGAGGACUUGCCACAAGUCCAAAUGAGGGGAGACUUCCUUCAUAGAUGUCUCUCGCCCACAUCUAAUAUCUUUGCAGAUUAAGGGCUUUUCAAACUUGGAAUCUGUAGAAGUCAAUUCAAAGAUGGCCCUCCUAAAGACCACACUGCAGCCCAAUACAUAGUUUGCACCUGCUAAGCACUCAGAACUCAGACUGCGAGUGCUCUUCAUAGAGAGUCAAAUUCCAGAUCCCCAGUGCGCUGGCGUGGGCCCAGGUGAAAGCCCUCCAUGAUUGCAUCUUGUUUUAAGAAAACCCCAAACAGACUUGAUAAGGGCCUUGGAUUUCAUGGCCCAUCCUGGGAAAGACAUUGUCACUUACCACACCCCUGAGUCAGCUGCUUGCAGAGGGGCUCAUUGUUUUCACCUCUGUAUCCAUCCCCACCUCCUAGUACAGUGCCUGGCACAUAGUAGGUGCUCAGUAAACAGCUGGUGACUAGAACCCUCGAUAGUCAAAGGGUCAGAGGAUCAGAGAGAAGAUGGAAAUGGCUGCUUCCUGGGGGGCGUAAAUGGAGUCGGGAAGAGGGGAGGGGCGGUGAGAGUACCUGGAAAGUGUAAAUAGGAUGUGAGAAGAACCAAGCAGAGAGCAUUCUCCUAUGAAGCAGGCAUCUUCCUGUAGAUAGACCCAGGGGACAUUUUAAUCAUUUUGAACUCCUUUUGGGUUUCCUUUAUUUUUUUUUUUUCAAUUUUAUAUUUUAAAAGUUUUAUCGAAGAACAAAGAUUUGUGAGGUUUCUCUUACUCUCCACAAUCCGAAGUGAACAGCUUUCGGUGGUGCACCUGCACACUCUCUGAAGAGCGUAUCUGGUAGCCUAGUUAGCACAAUCAAGCAGUGACGGAUGUGACUCGCUGGGACCUGGCCACUAAAUAAACUUCUU
Messenger RNA from Lepus europaeus (European hare), 2898 nucleotides. It is a transcript of the gene TMEM150C, whose product is annotated as transmembrane protein 150C. The transcript is spliced from 9 exons. The record is from RefSeq and is a predicted model, not a curated record. NCBI's taxonomy places the organism in Eukaryota, Metazoa, Chordata, Mammalia, Lagomorpha, Leporidae. The coding region runs from base 159 to 908 and encodes 249 amino acids.